UGUAUUUGAUGUUAACAUUCUUGAAAAGCUUUCUUUUAAAGCACUUUCCUCUGACAAAAUGGUUCCAAUUGUUUUGCUGUUUUCUCACAGGUCCAAACUCAGAACAAUGAGGCUGAUCUUCCUUGUGUUCCAGCUUGGACUAAUUUUAAGGACCGAGGCCCAGCUACCAGAUGCUUGCAUUCUUAGCGAUACAAACAGACCUCCAAAAAAUACGGACAUAACUGUGGUCUGUGGCACUCAGAAUAUGGACCUGAGCAUCUACAUCUGCCCUAUGUACCAAGCUCUUUACAAUGAGUCAAUGAUGGUCCUCAAUAAUCAGUUCAAUACACCUGAGUGUUUUGGGAAAGCUGACUGGAACGUGACCCCACCUGUCUUAAAAUUCAGAUUCCCCAUUAAUGAAAGUGUUAUCUCAUCCUGCAAAAAUAGCUUUAAGAUAACCACUCAGGUUGGAACUGGACAGUUUGCGGACUUCUCAAAUGUCCAGUUCGUCAACAUCUCUGGCGCUGUUACCUCUGUAGACCCCUCUGCGGGUAUGAUCACCUAUCGCCAGCAGAUCAAGUACAUGUUUUCCUGCUUCUACCCAAUGCAGUAUAUCCUGAACAACACUCAAGUGGCCGUAUCGGGUGUGAGUCUUGCCAUAAGAGACAACAAUGGUAGCUUCAUCACCACACUGAGUAUGCAGCUCUACGAAGAUAGCCUUUACACAAGGAUCCUUACUAUCCCAGAAUCAGGGCUAAACCUGAAGACCAAGAUUUAUGUUGCCGUUAAAGCUACCAAUCUAACAGAAAGGUUCAACGUGCUGCUGGACAGAUGCUACGCAUCAACAAAUCCAUAUCCCAUGCUCACCACCUAUUAUGACCUUUUUGUAGGGUGUCAACGUGACCCACAAACUAAGGUGGAACUCAAUGGGGCGUCUCAGAAAGCAUACUUCUCCUUUGAGGCCUUCAGAUUUGUGGAGCACAAAAAUCAGACAGUUUCUACUUUCUACCUGCACUGCGUCACCAGGCUCUGUGAGGUGGCCUCGUGUAGUGCGUUAAUGCCUACCUGUGGUGCCAAAAGGAGAAAGAGAGCGGCUGCAGAUGCGAUUGGCAACGGAACAGUCACCUCGCCUGCCAUUGUUGUGGGAAAACUAAGCAGUGGUGAUGCUCAAACUUACUCGGCUUCUCUAGGUAUGCCACCUGAGGCCAACUACAGCAGCCCUGUGGUGGCUGUAAUUGUCUGCAUCGUGAUCCUAACUAUUCUCCUCGUUGCCAUGGGUGUUUACUUUGCGUUGUUCAUCAAACGGAAAAAAGCAAUCAUGCAGUAACAUACCCUGAGUGAGAGCAGAAUCCCUUCACCUAUCUCCCAAAUAACCAGUUUAACCGUCAUCUACAAAGUAUCACCAUUAUGCUGCAGAGACAGUAAAACAAGUAAUGAGAAACAAUAGAAAUAUCAUACUAUACUACUAUUUUCCAUUUCACAAACAGCAAUAUAACAAGGUGGUCAGCAGUAAUCUAGGCUUGCAACUAUAUAACCAUUAUAAGUCACAUCAUCUGUAAUGUAAUUGAGCAUUAUAAUUACAUGUUUUUAAUCAUGUUGUCAGUCUUAUUGUAGUAUUUAAUCAAUGGUGGCAUCUUUUGUAAUCAUUUAGAAAUGAUGUACCUUUAAAGUGUUUUCAAUCAGAAUGAUGAAAA
Sander lucioperca (pikeperch) is the source of this 1673-nucleotide messenger RNA. Its product is annotated as zona pellucida-like domain-containing protein 1. The transcript is spliced from 10 exons. Bases 59 to 1306 code for a protein of 415 amino acids. Lineage: Eukaryota; Metazoa; Chordata; Actinopteri; Perciformes; Percidae. Gene Ontology annotation, cellular component: cell surface. The record is from RefSeq and is a predicted model, not a curated record.